Messenger RNA from Alternaria alternata, 326 nucleotides. RefSeq lists its product as hypothetical. Lineage: Eukaryota; Fungi; Ascomycota; Dothideomycetes; Pleosporales; Pleosporaceae. The coding region runs from base 18 to 230 and encodes 70 amino acids. The record is from RefSeq and is a predicted model, not a curated record. The transcript is spliced from 2 exons. Gene Ontology annotation, cellular component: mitochondrion.
AGGCUACCCGUGAGGAAAUGAGCGCCGCCAAACUACCACUGGCCUACCGAGACUCAUGCGCACAUCUUCUUAUCCCCUUGAACCGGUGUCGGUACGAGGAGUACUACCUACCAUGGAAGUGCGAGAACGAGAGACAUUCCUACGAAAAGUGCCAAUAUGACGAGUUCAAGGAGCGAGUAAAGAAGAUGGACGAGCUGAGGGCAGCCAAGAACGGACAGCGAAGCAACUAGGUUUCAUUAUGCGGAAAUGGCAGAUCGUCAUGUCAGUCACGAGCGGAGAACGCUGCAUGUGUAUAUCAAAGCAGCAACAACUACGAGCCAUCAAUU